UAACGCACAAAGAUAACCCUAAUGUCGUGCAUUUCAAACAAGAUACAUCCAUGUCAGAGUUAUACGAGCUCAGCGACGAUCCUAGACGGAAAGAAUUUUUAGACGACCUAUUUAAUUACAUGCAAAAAAGGGGUACGCCGGUCAAUCGGAUACCCAUCAUGGCAAAGCAUGUGCUCGAUCUCUACGAGUUGUACAGGUUGGUAGUAGCCAGAGGCGGUCUAGUCGAAGUCAUCAACAAAAAAAUAUGGAGGGAAAUCACAAAAGGUCUCAACCUACCUUCCUCCAUUACGAGUGCUGCCUUCACGUUACGGACGCAAUACAUGAAGUACCUGUAUGCGUAUGAGUGCGAGAAGGAGAAAUUGAGCACGGCCGAAGAGCUGCAGGCAGCUAUUGACGGCAACAGGAGAGAAGGCCGACGGUCCAGUUACGGUCCGUAUACCGACAUAGUCUCAGCAAAUAGGAACUCUCAUCAUCCUCAACUCUCCUCACAUGCCUCCCCGCUCAGCCUGGUGUCACGGCACAUGAAUGGGCACGGCUCGAACCCAGGACUGUCGUCAGGUAGGGGUUCGUCGUCGCCUCUUCCCCUCACAUAUUAUCCGCCGCACAACAGCACGCAACUGCCCAUAAAUUUGGCACAGCCGCAAGAAAAUGGCAUCUAUGGUAAUCACGCACUCUCGUCAGGUUUUUCUAAUUACUCUGCUCCGCCAUGGAAUAUUCAAGCAUCAUUUCAUUCAUUCGUGAACUUAUGUAAUGCAUGUGACAAAGCCCAAAACGGCGAAGAAGACAACUGCAACAGCAUCCCGUCCACUCCCAAUCCUAUGGUGAUGCCACAGCAGGAGGCCUUGAACCUGGAAGUUUCCCGGAAUUCGACGACGAGCGAACACAGGCCCCUCAACAUGGCGUCACGAAGGUCUCACGGAGACGAGAGCGUGACUCCCGCCAAACGGCUGCUCACAGAAGAAGAGAGGCUCACUUCACGAUCGAGUAUGCCCAGCACCCACAUCAAGAUCACCAACAAUCGAGGCCCGGACGGUAGGACGCAAUCGGAUGGUUCCUUGAUGGUGAGCAUGGAAGUGAACGGCAUCAUGUACCAAGGUGUGCUCUUCGCGGCUCCAAACCACAGAAAUCGCCUUUAACGGACGAGUCGCCUCCACCGCCUUUCGUGCCUUCGAUUUACUUAAAGAAAUUAAAUAAAUAAAAACAAAAACAUUUCGAUCGAGAAAGAAGAACCCAAGCAUUCUCCCUGGACUUGACGUGAUACGAGCAGCAGCUUCUUUGCCAAACUGCAAUCUCUCUCUCUCUUUCUCCGGAAUAAACAAAGACGUGAAGUUUUAGAUCUCCUUUCUUUCCUUUUAAAAUCGUCAUAACUCUCAAUCUGAAGACUUUUAUCAAAAAGGUGGUAUAACCCGCCUGGACGCAGCUAGCGCGCCGCAGCUAAAUCAGCAGAGGAGUGAAGAACUAUUUGUGGACGCUUUCAAUCAAAUGUAUAUUUGUACUCGCAUGAAUUCAGUUGUGCAUUUGUUAUUUCAUGUCGUUCGUUGACUGCAAAAGAUGGACGCUUUUUUUACAAAUUCAAAAUUCUGUAUUUGAAAUAAAUACCCAUACUAGAAGACUUCGUUCAGUACAGAAGAUAGUGCAGUAAAAAGCUUAUGGUAAACUUUGGUGGUCCCUUUUUUGCCAGAUUUGGACAUGACUGUAAAAAAUUUCGGAUUUUGUCUAUAUAUUUUGCAGUCAGAAUUUCAUACAACCAGAACAGAGGCAACAUUCUGGAUAGAAGAAAGGGAAAAUAGUUAGUCAGGUCUAGUUACUACUAAUGAUAUAUUAAAAAUUUGGUUAGCAUCUAAAGAGAAACUUUAAAAUCAAAAUUUUGUAAAUACUAGGACAAGUAAUCAAUUUUCCAUAACGCUGAUAUUAAUUUUUUUAUAAUUGUUUCAUUCUUAUCUUAAAAGUAUAGCACUUGAAAUGUAUUUGAAUCGUAAUUUAAAGAAAAAAAAAAAAAAAAAAAAAAAAAAAAAACAGUGUCUAACUUGGCGAAAGGGGCCAUCGAAAAAUGAUGAUCAGAACUAUUUUAAAUAGUGGUAUAUUACUAACUUUCACCUUUACCUUUAAUGUUUGAAUGCCCAGUCAAGUUAACAAAGAAAAAAGUAAUUUAUUUAUUUUUUUUUUUUUUUAAUCUAUCUUUAAAUAAAUGAAUCUUGCUUCCAUAGCACUUAAAUAAUGAAGGUUUUAAAUCAUCAUAUUUUUGCCUAUUGUCACUUCCGAAAAGUCUACAUCUACAUAUUCUUAAAUGCUGAAAAUGGAAAACCCGUGUAUCUUUUUAUUUAAAAGGUAACGUUUCUCUACAUCAGAUUUUAGACUAUGUCUCAUUUUCCAUCAAUGGAAGUUGUUAUACAAAUGCUCUGCCAAAGGUUUUUCUCCUCAAUUGUAAAUAAAUACAUCGCGAAAAAGUAGUCUAAGCAUAAGUAUUUCUUUUAAAUCACCUUAAUUUUUAUCUAGGAUGUUUCUAAACUAAACCAGAGAGAUAAUAGUUGCUCAUUGUUCUCUUUUUAUAAAUACUCUUUAAGUGUAAAUGUUUCAUUUUAUUAGAAUAUUUAACUUUUUCAGAUACAUCAUUGCACAUUUUUUUUUCGUUUUUGACUCUGACUUGUAAUGUGACAGCUCCUUUGGGUUUUUGCUUAAUGUUUGCUUUUAAAUUUCCUCAUUUUAAACCUUUCAGAGAAAAUAUUUUAAGUUAAAAAAAAAAAUGUAUUUAUUUUAUUUCGUCGCUGUUGAUUUCAUGCUAUCGGGAGAAUUUGUUUUCGAGCAGAUAGGCAUAGGCUGUUUUGUUAAAGUGAUUUCUUAACGAUGGUUAUCGUAAUAUUAAAAUGUUUGUUGAGUUCCUUGUUCAUGUAUUUAUUUUUUUUUAAGUGACCUGUCCGAAUGCUGCUGAAAGUGUGACUGCUGUUUAGAGAGAUGUAUGUUGUUUUAUUUGGGGGUGUAUGAAGGGCCGCACAGAAUCUCAGGGAAAAAUUCUAUGUUCUGUUUAGUUUUUCUCUGUGCGGCCUUUGUUUCAAUUCAGCAGUUUUUGUUUACGUCAAUAAUUUGUAAAAGACACGAACGAAGUCAGCUUGAAAAUAAAAAUUUUAGAUCAAGUUUAUAUUUAGGAAAAUAUAUGACACGAUAAAGAAGAAUUAUGAUGAUUAGCAAAUUGAUGAUAGUUUUUGAUUCAAAAGAAACAACAUUUUUUCAAACGGUCCAUAAUUCAUAUCUAUUAAUAUUAAUUAUUUAAAUUAUUUUAGCUGUCUUCAAGUUUUAAUAUCGUUUGAAAAGAGUCGAUAUCUUUCUAAUUAUCACUUGUCAAUAAAUCUGAUAAUUUUCAUUAAUUACCCAUCAUAUAUUUUAAAAAGAUGCUACACUAUUUGAGAAAAAUGAUUAUUAUUUUGAAUCAAGCACGAAUGGCUUUUAUCGAAAGGAACAUUAAACAUAUGAUUACAAAUUGAUGAGUUUUUAUGUGAUAUUUUUAUCACUGGUGAUGUCAUUAUUUUGAACGCAGCUUUCAUAUACAAGUAAAUGAUUUUUUCUGCUUCACAGAAUCGUUUCAUCAGGAAAAGAAAAAAAAAUACUUAAAAAUUGUCACCCUUAAAAAAAAUUGUGUGACAAGUUAUGCGACUUUAAAAAAUUAUGUGCAUUCAGAAUGGUUAUUUCCUCUUAAAAAUAACUGGCAUUUAAAAAGAAAUUGCGUUGAAAAAUAAUAUUUGAAGCAAUAUUUUUUUCAUUACUAUUCCAUAUGACAAAAAAAAAAAAAAAAAAAAUCCCCUUCGUCGAAUUUUUUUAUCGACUGCAUUUUUUUAAAAAGAAGAUGCAAGGGUAUUUUCUGUAGGACUAAUUCAGUCAUGUGAAAAUUAAAUGAACAUUUUAUAUUUAAUAACUCACUUAAAAACUUUAUUCAUUUCGGUAUCAAAUUAUCCAAAUUUCUUGAUAAUUUUCUUUUAUUAAGAAACCGUAUUAAAUUAACUAAUACAUGAUAAAAGAAAAUAAAUAUUAAAAAAGAAACUUCGUUCGUGACUUUUUUUUUUUUGUUUCUUAAUGUAUUAUAUUGUAUGCCCAUUUAGUGCAGUUACGUUCAUGACUUUCAAAAACGUUCUUCGAAGAAUAAAAUUGGCCUUUGAAAUUAUCUUAAGAACAUGUGAACGUAGCUUUGACUCCAUGGAUUGACGGGGUUAUUAUUAUCAUUAUUAUAACUAUUUUAAUGUGCUGAAAUUUCUUGCCUUUUAAUUAAGCCUUGUUAAUAGUUCAAGGAAUAAUAAUGUUAUGGCCAGUCAGUUCACGGUGUGCUAAGCGUCAUACGUCGGAAAUAUAUUUUGCUUUCUGAAAGAGGGCUCACUUUCCUCGUUCGUUUUAUAUUUAAACACUAUUUUAAUGUACUAGUCAUCAGAAAUAAAAUAAAAACUUAAUUGAUUGGUAGAAUGAAAAUUGGGAAUAAGCUGUCUUAGUAAAAAUGUAAUUCAUCUUAGUUAUCCAAAGCAGUGAAAAACAAAAGCGAAGGAAAAAUAUUUUUUGAAAUCAAAACUUUUUAGAUUUAAUAAAGAUUUGCUGCGAUUUUUUCUUCCUCAAACCAGUGGAAUUUAAAAUAGUAAACUGAAAUUUUGAUCAUAUCAUUAAAAAAAAAAAAAAAAAAAAAAAAUCGCUGCUUUGCCUCUUUUGGAUGUUUUUAGGGUCUUUCAGGACAUUUUAGAACAAAAAAGACAGUCUUCUAUUUGUUUAAGAAAUCAGUUUUUUUAUAAUUAACUUACAACUAGUUUUACCAAGAGGGUAAAAAGAAAAUUUUUUAUAUUUUUACAGAAAGAAAGAAAGUUUUAUGUAUAGUAAUUUAUGUAUAGUAUAUGUAAAUAGUUAAUGGUUUUACCAAUAUUUAUAACAAAGGGAAAAAGUAUAGUAUUUGUGCCUUUUUGGAUUUGGCAAAAAUUAGGCUUAAAGUUUUCCUAUCACAAUUUGAAUAUAAGUUUUUCACUGAUGUAAAAAGUAUUCUCUUUUACUGUUCAACAGUUUUAUGUAUUUCCGAUCGACAAGAAUAAAAUAAUGGUUGAGCAACCUCAGAACUCAAAUUAUUCAAUAAAUAUAAACAAAUUCAGGAAAUUAUUGUAAAUAGUCAAUCAAUAACAGUAAAAGUGCACAGAACUUUGCAAAAAUAAUCACUUCUAAAUUUCAGCAAAAAAGGGAACAUUGAAACUGACCAAAAUACGCGGUAACCUUAAGAAUUAGUUAUGAUUCGACUAGCUGGUAAUUCUAGUUGUUAAAAAAGCAAAGCAGAAUUUCAUACAAGAAUUCAUUUGUCUGCUAACGAAAAUUGCUACAUCUAUCAAAUUACGGGCAUGCGAAGACUUUUCAUUAGCAGUGAAGAAUAUGAGCUUGUGCUUGAGAAGAUUUUAUGCAUUAUUCAUGUGCCAAACUGUGACUCUUUUUGGUUGACAGGAACUCAGAUUUAUUAUGUAGACAUAAUAGCAAUCAGGAUUAGUGAGCUUGAAAUAGCAAAAUGCAAUAGCACUAAUAAAAUGUUACUUCUAUUCUGAGUAGUUGUAUUGCAUUCUCGAAUUAUAUUUCAAGUUAUAUCGAUAUUUUCUAGCUUGUAUGCACCACUACAGCAGUCGCAAUGAAUUAUUGGUCGAGUUCUUGCAAUAGUCGUUAUGUCAUAUUCAUGUGACUUCAGUGAUGUUCUAACAUGCUUCUAAGCCAUUUCAUAUUUUGAGCAGCACAUAUGCAACUUCCUUGACAUUCAAUCCCUCCCUCCUUUAAAGUUACAGGGUGCAAAGCUAUAACUCCGUUAAAGUUACAGGAUCUUAAUGGAGUGUCUUUUUUCAACCUAAAAGUAAUCCUCAUUAAAGGUACUGGUGAGGUCACCCUCGUAAUGGUUUUUGGAUUGGUCAAGACUGGCAAUUUUCAUAAAGGUAUUAAUAUCCUAAGGAAAUCGUCCUAUCGUGAUGUUCAUUUGAUAAUAAUCAAAUGACUGGCAAUUAUCUGGUGAUAGUUAUUAAAAGUACUGAUGGAGGAUAUGCGAGUGGUGGUUUCUAGUAGCUGAACACUGAUAACUAGUAUCCUAAAGAAAUUGUCGCAUCUUGAUGCUCAGUUAGAACUAAUCAAGCUAAUAACAAUUAUCCGGUUAUUAAAAAUGCUAGCGAAAAGCGCCCUUGUGAUGAUUUCAUAGAUGAUGAAUACCGACGAAUAACCUAAUGAAAUUGUCCCAUCUUGGGAAUGUUGAGAUCGGAAUAGUUAUUAUGUGCGAUUAUUUCCUUUCCUGUAAAUAUAUGUCAAAGAAACUGUGAAUGGCCUCCUUAUGCCUUAAGUUGUGCCAGCUACAAUGCAUUUAGACAAGCGUCUAUGUUGCAACGACUAUGGCAAGAACUUGAUUGCCUACUAAAUAUGCAACAGAUGGAAUCAUGUACAGAAAUCUGUAAAUUAAUGCUUUGCCUGUCUUCAGAUGCCACAGUUUAUCUUCUGUCGCACACAGUUACUUUUCCCAUAAAUGUUCAUAUUUCCCGCAAAUGUUUCCUUUUGAAUUAAUCUAUGGAUAAAAAUAUAAUAAUUACUACGAUAAUUUUAUUUUGAUUUCGAGUCUUCUAUGUUUUUUUUUUUUUUUUUAAUUUUAUUUAUUUAUUUAAAACGGUAUAAUUUCUUAACUACUAUUUGAUUGGUGGAUUUUCCAGUUCUUCCCUCUGUCAUCUUGUGGUCAAAAUCGUGGUGAUUUAUCUGCUGCUAUUUCCCAUCUCCUAUACCCCACUUCUCUGGUAACGGAACGUUGAAUUUUUCUCCAUUCUUCCCCUUUCCAAAAAGUUGUUGAGAUAGGUAUUUCUUGAGACAAAGAAGAUUACUUGAUAAAUGUUUAUUGACUAGUUAAAUUUAACAAUCUGAUCAGUACGCUAAUUGUUUCGAAGUAAAUUUAGAACGAUGCACAACCGAGAAAUGCAGCUCCAGUUUCAAUCACAUGUGAUUAUUCUUAAUUAGCCUUUUCAUGUUUUCAUUCAUGUCUGUUUAAAACAGGUUCAUGACUUCAUAGAAACCUGAAUUUAUUGUAACCAAACAUGGUCAUCCUUUGCUAAUAUUCGAAAGUGGAUCAUAAACAUUAAAAAGAAGUUUAAAAAAUGACAAUAGACGUUGGAUUUGCCGAGAAGCCUAUUGCAUUGGAAUAUUAUAUUAUUAAUAAAUUCUGAAGAUGAUGUAUCGCAAGAAAAAGAAUCUACCUGCAUUUUGAAUAUAACUAAGUUGGAGAGACAGGAGGCGGGAAAAAAAAAAAAAAAAAAAAAAAAACGUAGUAUAAAGUUAAAAGAAAAGUUUUCGUGAGGAAUUUUGCUUUUAAUUGAACGAUACAUUAUCGCUUCUGUCUUUUGGCAGCAUAAUAAGUAUAUGCAGUAAGAAAUAUUCAUGCAGUAAGUCUAUGAUAUGCAUUUGUAAUUAGUACGUAAAUCCAUACUUUUGUUCAUAAUAAAAUAUGGGAAUAAAUAGUUAUUAUCAAGUUAAUAUAAUGGUUAUUACUAUUUUUAAUAAUACAGUUAAUACAUUAAUAAUAUAAUAGUUAUUAUUAACAUAGUAGUUAUUACUAAUAUAAUAGUUAUUUAUUAAUAAUAUAACAGUUAUUCAAGAUUACAAAUAACUUCAAAUAUAAUAGAUUUCUAGCAAAAUUUUAUAAAUUACCGUAUAUUUCUGUGUAUAAAAGGAGAAUUUUGGAACAUUUUCUAAAGCUAAAUUAUAGGGUCGUUUAUAAUCUCGCAAAAAACAUAGGUACUUUUCCGUUAGCUGUGAGCAAGCGAUCGUCGCCAAAUAUCUCACUUUUUUUUUUAAAUUUUAGUUUAUAUAUUUCAUUAGUUUAUGAAAAUGUUUAAUGAAGUGAGAUAUUCUUUUUAUGAAAAUGAGUUGUUUUGCUUCUUAAUUUUUUUAUAAUGCUGGUUUGAUACGUCGUCGCCAACGCGAAAAAUCUUAUAUUGGCGAAAUUUGCAUCCCUCUUUCUCCGUUCUCGAACUUUGUUUUUAUUUACAGAGUAAAGCCGAGCAGCUAUACUGCUGGUAGAAUUUUCAUCAAAGGCGAUUACUUGUAGUGUAGUUUGAAAUUUGCUGUUUAAGAAUUUUUCUUCCUACUUAAUUAUCAGACAAAAAAUAAUAUGGUGUAUAAAAUAAGGCUAACACCAAAGAACAAGUAUGUAAAGAAGGAAAGCUUCCAUAGACGUAGUGUAAACGCGUUUGACUACGGCGCCACUAAACCGUGGAAGGACAAGUUCUCGUCGCCAAAUCACCAGGUGUAUAGAAAAUUGAGAAAUACGGUACGAAACCACAGAACUUACAGUUCGUUCUUUCCCAAAAUUUUUCAAAAUAAUUUAAACACGGAUUUUCGUAGAUUAUAUUACUCAAAAUAAAUCAUUAUUUAAUUGCGUAGAUCACCGAUUUCAUUUAUGGCUAUACAACGGGGGGGAUGAUAUUACAAAAUUUUUAAUUCUUUGCAAACAUGACUUUCGACACCUGUUGGACAUACUUCGCGCAUGCGCAAAGAAAUGCUGAGGCUGGAUGGAUAGCCCCUGCAAAAGAAACUUUUAAAAAGUUAGUUCACUUUUCCCUCUGUGGUUUGACGGAGCCACUCCAGCUUUGGUUUCUUUUUUAAUAUACACGUUCUUUGCCGACAGAUGUCACAAAUCGUUAAGAAGACAACAAAUGAAUGGAAAAAAUGUGCUAACUUCAGACAGAAUUACCAGAGUUAAAAAACUAUCGUUUAUUGGCUUCUGGCAUCCAUCUUUACAGCAAUUCGAUAAGAAAAUAAUGCACACUUUGAAUUUGUUUUAAUUAUUAUUAUUAUCAUUUCCGCUGAUAUACGGGUUUUGAAUUUUUGAUGACAAAGCGUAUACUCUCGGAUUAUAUUCGGACAUAUACUGUAGAUCAGUGGUAAAAUUUCGUUCUCAUUCGUAAAUAGUAGUAGUAUAUAUAACAGAAAAAUUAUCAAGUUUCUAAUCUGUAAUUUUUAAUAAUUUAUUAUGCGUCUUAUUGUAUAAUUAUUACAUGCGCGUGGAUAUGAGUAAGUUACAUACAUUAAAAAGUACAUAAAAACAGUCAAACUUAUAUAAUACCAGAUUAUAGUUCUCUUAGAUCAAACAGUAAUUUUUAAGCUGUCAUUACAUCAAAUUAAUUCUAUUAUCUGCUAGAAAACAAUUAUAAUGAAUUCUUCAGUAGCGACCAUUUUCCUAAGGCGACAUUUCUGAAAGAGAUCUGUAUUUUUAGAACAUAAUAUCACCUUUAGAAUGUGAAUGGUUGAAUAUAAAGAGGACUCGCUGUACUUUUGAUAAGCAUGCGCAUUAGUCUUAAUUAUAAAUUUGUUGCAUUUAUAUUAUCUUUCAGAGUAGUAUGAAGUUAUAGUUCUGUUGCUUUAAAAAUACGUAAAACUUUAAAAAAAAAGCUUUAUAUAACAAAAUUUUAAGUAGAUUCUAAUACAAAUAUUUAUAACACGCUUAAAAUCCAUUAUUCUCCAGAAAAUAAAUUGUCUAAGGAAAUAUUAACAAAUAUUUGUAAUUAAAAGCUCGUGCCACCACCAAAGUGCGGGCCACCUCGUAUAAAUUGUUUUAAUUGACGAAAGCACGUAUUCAUGGUAUCAAAAGGGAAAGGGGGAAUCGAUGGGAAAAAGUAGACAAAUCGGCAGUAUUUUGAGCAGAGGAGGAAUCGAGAAAGGACGAAAUGACACUAAGCCUUUGACGGCUAUUAAAUCCAAACCAUUCAGAAGCAUAUCAUAAGUUUUUAUUACCUCUCUAGACAUUUUUUUAAAAAAAUCCUUCAACUGAAAUAUAUUUUCUCUGUGUACAUAUUAAUAUUCCUAUAUAUUACAUUGAUUAACGGUGUUUGAUAUGUUACCUAUGUCACCGUGUUACAAUUUUUUUUCCCCCGUGCAAUCCAUGGAAAACACUGAAUGGAAUCAUACUAAAUAAAAAAAUAAAUAAAACGUGCGCGUGAAUGUGUUUCUUUAUUAUUUUCGUUUACUUUAAUAAAAAUGAAAUAUAAUAAUUCUCUUGUAUUUUAAGGAAAUGAAGGUGGAAUGCAGACAGUAAUGAAUGUUCGAGAGCUUAAUUUAUAGGUCGUUGAUUUUAAGGGGCAUUCUUUUAUGUUCAUUGAUGGACUAUAUCGAUAAUCGUGUAUAAUGGAUAAUAAUGUCUAUCGAUAUAUGUUCUCAUUCGCGAUGUUUGUAUUACAUUUUGUUUGUUUAUUAGUAUAAUUAUCUCGGCCUGUAUUCCCAGCCAACUGUGGGGCAAUUUGUGUGUUGCAAUACUGUGGAGAACACACUCCACAGACAAUUUUUUGAUAAAUAUAUAUAUAUAAUUUAUUUCAGCAACGGGGUGACGCAGGCAUUAAUUUUAAAUUUUCUUCUCCAUUUGUGUAUUAUUCAAUUGUUUUAUUACUGUUUAUCUUGUGAUAGCGUAUGCGUUUAUGAUCUUUUUAACUAUUGCAUAUUUUUGUGUAUGAUUUCCUGAUCAAUCAUCUUCAUUUAUAUUUCUCGAGUGUCUAGCACAAUUUCUUCUUAAUAAAAAAACAAUUGCAGUCAAGUA
This is a messenger RNA of Stegodyphus dumicola, 10546 nucleotides long. Its product is annotated as protein dead ringer homolog. The record is from RefSeq and is a predicted model, not a curated record. Gene Ontology annotation, molecular function: DNA binding. Gene Ontology annotation, biological process: regulation of transcription by RNA polymerase II. NCBI's taxonomy places the organism in Eukaryota, Metazoa, Arthropoda, Arachnida, Araneae, Eresidae. Gene Ontology annotation, cellular component: nucleus.